Messenger RNA from Protopolystoma xenopodis, 339 nucleotides. Lineage: Eukaryota; Metazoa; Platyhelminthes; Monogenea; Polystomatidea; Polystomatidae. The record is from the annotation of a GenBank genome assembly.
CAUCACGACGCUCCUGGCCUCAGCUUCGGACUGUUGGGGUUCUGGCCGCUCCUUAACUAUUCUGUUUCCCUUGUCUGCUUGAUUAAUUGCCGUCCACUUCUGUCUAAGCAACUAGUCACCUCUCCUGCUAUCGCUUCACAGCCUCCAUAUGCCUCCUGUCUGGAUACCAACCCUUCUCUCCAUACUAGUCGUCACUCUACUGCUUCUCAAAUGUCUACCGAGGAAGCACAGGCUUUUCAAACACAAACAAGUCAAUUCAGGCCUGCCAAGUCGUCUGCUUUGUUGACUGCUCACCCUGGUGCUAUUGAUAUUGAGACUCGUUUACGUACUUUCCUGUAA